Molecule: messenger RNA, 1437 nt
Organism: Gossypium raimondii (Peruvian cotton)
Lineage: Eukaryota; Viridiplantae; Streptophyta; Magnoliopsida; Malvales; Malvaceae
Exons: 1
Coding region: 1-1437 (478 amino acids)
Source: RefSeq, a predicted model, not a curated record
AUGCAAGAUAAUAUGCAAGAACAAUUGGAUGUGCUGGAAUCCCAAAGAGCCAUGAUGAGCCAAUUGAUACAAUUAUUGACUGAUAAAGGAAAAGGCCCUGCCAUCAAUUCGGGAGUUGAUCAGGAGGACCCUGUUUAUCCUCCAGGUUUUGCCUCAACGAGCACUCAGGCACAACCGGAUAUGUGUCAACAAGGAGCGCAUGUUCACAUUAGACCUCAAUGCCAGGUUGAUACAUUGACACCAAUAAAUUUUCAGAUAAGCUCGGGUUCUAACCCAGGAGAUAAUCCGGCUAACCUUGUCGUUCCUGAUCUGAACAAUGUGGCGGAAGCAGAAAAGGCAAAAGUAGAUUUACCGAAACAACUUGAAGAUAGGUGUAAGUGGUUAGAAGAAAAGUUCAGAGCAAUGGAAAAUGCCGAUUACCGUUGCAAGAUCGAUGCUAAAGACUUGAGUUUGGUCCCUAACUUAGUUCUCCCGCAUAAGUUUAAAAUGCCCGAAUUCGAGAAAUACAACGGGACUAGCUGUCCUGAAGCCCAUAUCACCAUGUUCUGUCGGAGGAUGACAGAGUUUAUUGACAAUAAUCAAUUGUUAAUUCACUGUUUCCAGGACAGUCUGAUAGGAGCUGCUGCCAAAUGGUACAACCAGUUGAGUCGUACUCAAAUUAGUUCAUGGAAAGAUUUAGCACAGGCCUUCAUGAAACAAUACAGUCACAUAUCGGACAUGACGCCCGAUAGGAUCACCCUACAAAACAUGGAAAAGAAACAAAAUGAAAGCUUCAGGCAGUACUCCCAGAGAUGGCAAGAAGUGGCAACGCAAGUCCAGCCGCCUCUUUUGAAAAAAGAAACCACAAUGCUUUUUAUCAAUACUCUAAAGGCCCCGUUCAUCACCCAUAUGUUGGGAAGCGCCACAAAAAGCUUUCCAGAUAUAGUGAUGACUGGGGAAAUGAUUGAAAAUGCAGUAAGAAGUGGUAAAAUAGAUGUGGGGGAAAACUUUAAGAAACCGACAUCGAGGAAGAAGGAGCACGAGAUAAACAAUACGAGCACGUUUAACAAGGACCAUUCUAAAUCAAUCACGGUGGGGCAAGCCAGAGCAGUAACCGCUAAUCAGCAAGGUUCUUUGAAACAGGAAUCCAAUCCAAGGCUAAAUGUAGAAAAACCCCAAUUUACACCAAUCUCAAUGACAUAUAGAGAGCUGUACCAGAACUUAUAUGACGCACAUAUGGUAUCUCCCUUUUAUCUAAAACCCAUACAACCUCCAUAUCCUAAAUGGUACGACACGAAUGCCCAAUGCGAUUAUCAUGCGGGAAUUACUGGACACUCGAUUAAAAAUUGUACUACGUUCAAGAAGUUAGUUGAGAGAUUUAUUAAGAUAGGAAUCGUAAAAUUUGGCGACCCGUCAGGAACAAACGUAGCAGGGGAUCCGCUACCCAAUCAUGAUUGA